Messenger RNA from Symbiodinium sp. CCMP2456, 7113 nucleotides. NCBI's taxonomy places the organism in Eukaryota, Dinophyceae, Suessiales, Symbiodiniaceae. The record is from the annotation of a GenBank genome assembly.
AUGAACUCCACCAACACCCUGAUCUUCCAGACCGGGCCAUUCAUUAUCGCCCUGUCGGUGCUGUCGGUGAUUGCCACGCUGACGUUCAGCCUCAUCACGUGCCGGCGCAGCGGGUGGCGCCGUUCCAUGGUGCUGCUCGAACUCUUGCGACUCGGCUCCGUGGUGUUGGCGGCGUUGCUCUUCAAUCAGCCAGAGUGGAUUGAGGAGUUUCGGCCGAAAGACAAGCCGGUCGUGGUGGUGCUGUGGGACGACUCCGUCAGCAUGCAAACCCGCGACGUGAUCUCGGCCGACCUGCCCAACGGCCCCGUGAAACGCAGCGACGGGGUCUUGCCGCUAACCGAGCCCGAGUAUUGGGAUUCGCUCGCCGAACGGUACGAGGUGGUGUUGACCCCCUUCUCCUCGGCCGAAGGCGAAUCCGCAAGCGACCUGCACUCCCCUCUAGCAGACGCCCUGUCCCAGCACAGGCAACUGAGGGCCGUGGUGCUGGCCUCGGACGGGGACUGGAACGCGGGCAAGCCGCCCGUCGACGCCGCGACACGUUUGCGUCUGCGCGACAUCCCGGUCUUCGCUAUCCCGGUCGGAAGUCCGACUCGUUUGCCCGACGUCGAGUUGGUGAGCGUUGACGCCCCCACCUUCGGAGUGGCCGGCAAGCCGCUGCAGGUCCCAAUAACGAUCGACAGCUCGCUGCCGAGAGACUUCCUGGCGACGGCGCAGCUCAAGACCUCCUCGGGAGAGACCAUCGAAAAGCAGGUCCGCGUCGAGGCGAUGAGCCGUUCGACCAACUCCUUCAUCUGGAAACCAGCGCAGACUGGCGACUACACCCUGACGGUCAGCAUCCCGACGCACGCCGAGGAACUGAUCCUUACGAACAACGAGCGAUCGGUUCCGAUCGCCGUCCGCGAAGAAAAACUGCGGGUGCUGGUUGUCGAGUCUUACCCUCGCUGGGAGUACCGCUACCUGCGAAACGCGCUCUCCCGCGACCCCGGUGUGCAGGUGUCAUGCCUGCUGUUCCAACCGGGGCUGUCAAAACCCGGCGGCGGCAACGCGGACUACAUCAAAGACUUCCCCGAAGGACUCGACCAGCUCUCUACCUACGACGUGGUCUUCCUCGGCGACGUGGGCUGCUCAGCCGAACAACUGACGGCCGAGCAGUGCCGGCUGUUGAAGGGGCUCGUCGAGCAUCAGGCGUCCGGAUUGGUGCUGAUGCCCGGCUGGCAGGGACGGCAGAUCAGCCUUCUCGACACGGAGCUGGCGAGCCUCUACCCGGUGCAGCUCGAUCCGAGUCAGCCCGAGGGCUGGGGGUCGCGAACGCCCAGUCACUUCGAGCUGACCGAGGCCGGCCGACGAAGCCUGCUCACGAAGCUGGCCGACACCCGCGACGAAAACGUUGAGGUCUGGGUAAACCUACCCGGCUUCCAGUGGUACGCCCCUGUGCUCAAAGCUCGCGCCGGCAGCGAGGUGCUUUGCGUCCACGAGUCGGCCUCGAAUCAAUACGGCCGACUGCCGAUGCUGGCCACCCGGACUUUCGGAGCGGGGAAGGUCCUGUUCAUGGGGACCGACGGCGCCUGGCGUUGGCGGAAGGGUGUCGAGGACAAGUACCACUACCGGUUCUGGGGGCAGGUGGUGCGUUGGAUGGCAUACCAGCGCAACAUGGCUCGUGGCGAGUCGAUGCGUCUGUACUACGCGCCCGACCAGCCCCAGCUCAACCAGACGCUGACGAUCAACGCCAACGUGAUGGACAACUCGGGGGAACCCCUAGCGGAGGGGGAGGUCGUCGCCCGCAUCACUGCGCCUUCUGGGAAGGCCCAGACCGUACGCUUCCAAUCGGCCGGCCAAGAGUGGGGCGCCUUCUCGGGGCGUUUCACCAGCAACGAACCCGGCAAGCAUGCGGUGACCCUCUCGGUGAAGCAGACCGGGGCUCUGCUGGAGACCUCCUUCUACGUCCAGGGCGAGCUAUCGGAAAAAACCGGGCAGCCCGCCCGGGUUGAGGUUCUCGACGAAAUCGCCCGCGUAAGUCGCGGCAAAACGAUUACGAUCGACCGUGCCGACGAAGCGAUCCGCCAGCUGUCGUCGCUGGCCGAACCGCCGCCGACCCUGCGCCGGCUCCAGCUUUGGAGCAGCCCGCUGGUCGCCACGGGCAUGGUCACGAUGCUUGGCUACGCGAAUGCGAUCGGCCAAGAAAAGAGUACCCGUUCAUUCUCGAAGGACGCCAUAAUGACCACGGACGAUAGCAAGCUGCAUGUGCCGGAGUCGCUAAGGGUACAGCUGCGCGGCUACCGCCGUCGGGUUUGGGCGAUCAAGGUCACCGAGGCUGUCGCGAUCUGUCUGUUCAGCAUCGGUAUCGCCUACGCGACGGUGUUCGUACUCGACCGGUUGUUCGACACCCCAAGGCCCGUGCGGACCCUCGCGCUCGUCGCCGCCAUGUUGGGGUGCGCCGUCUUCCCAUGGUUCCUGCACCGCUGGGUGUGGCGCCGCCGGACGCCUUCGCAAUUGGCCCGACUGGUCGCUCAGCGCAUGCCACGGCUCGGCGACCAGUUGCUGGGCGUCAUCGAGCUCGCAGAGAACCAAUCGGAACAGACUCGCUCCCGCAGGCUCGUACAGGCGGCGAUCGAGCAGGCGGCAAACGACGCCGCGCGGAGCGAUCUCGCCCCGGCGGCGCCUGCUUCACGUCGACCGUUGUGGGGGGGGCUCGCGGCGUCGUUCCUUGGUCUAGCGGUGGGGCUCGGCAUCGUUUUUCCCGCCGCGGCGCAAAACGCGUGGUCCAGGUUUCUGCGCCCUUGGGGUUCGACCGAGCGAUACACCUUCACGGCUGUUGAGCCAAUCCCCAAGAAGUUGGUUGUCGCUCACGGCGAGCCUUUCGACUUCGACGUCCGACUCGCUGCGAUGUCCGAGUGGCGACCGGACGACGCCGAAGCCCGAAUCGGACGCCAGCGGCCCGUCCAGGCAAUACUGGAAGGCGACCAGUAUAAGUUCGCCCUCCCCGCCCAGAUCGGCGAGGACCGCCUGCGGAUAAAGGUAGGUGACGCAACGCGCCAAGUGCAGGUCUUGCCGACAGUUCGGCCCGAACUCGUGAGUCUCUCUGCGCGGGUGCGCCUGCCAGAGUACCUAGGCCGCGUCGAGACCGUUGAGAAAGAGGUCCGCGGGGGAGCCGUCGCGGUCGUGAAGGGGAGCCGCGCCGUGAUCGAGGCGACCGCUAGCCGACCUCUUAAAUCGGCGACAGUCGAUGGCGCCGACGCGACACCGCGGGGUGAAUCGUUCCAGAUCCCCGAGACGCUCGUCGACGACUCAACGCAGAAAGAACUCGCUUGGCAAGACACGCUGGGGCUGUCGGGCGCCGACCCUCUGAAGCUUUCGAUUCUCGCCAUGGACGACGAGCCACCCACGCUGGUCGUUGAAAACCUCCCUUCGCAAAAGGUGGUCCUCGACUCGGAGGCAAUCCAGUUCUCUGUGCGGGCGCGCGACGACUACGGCGUCCAGCGAAUCGGGUUCGAGUGGCGUAGCCUGCCGUUCGCGUACGGCCCCCCUGUCAACGACGAGCAGAUGUUGGCGGCCGGUGACCCGUACUCCGAGACGCUCGACGCCAAGGGCGUGUUCUCCGCUAACUCCCUGGGCGUGUCAGCGCAGCCGCUUGAGGUGCGUGUCUUCGUCGAGGAUUACUUCCCCGAAAGGGGCCGCGUCUACUCAGCGCCGCAUGUGCUCUAUGUGCUGACACCCGACCAGCACGCGAUCUGGAUCACCGAAGAGCUCAGCAAGUGGCAUCGUCAGGCGCUCGAAGUCCGUGACCGGGAGAUGCAGCUAUACGAGGAGAACCACACAAUCCGCGAGCUUUCCAACGAGCAACUCGACCUGGCGGAAACUCGGCAGCGUAUCGAGAAACAAGCCGCCGCCGAACGGUCGAACGGGCGUCAGCUCCGCCGACUGACCGCGGCGGGAGGCGAUCUGCUGCGUGAGGCCGCGCGAAACUCGGAAAUCGGCGUGGGGCACAUCGACCGCUGGGCCAGUAUGCUCAAGGUGCUCGAUGAGAUUUCCGCCAACCGCAUGCCCUCGGUAGCCGACCUCCUUAAAGAGUCCUCCGACGCCCCCAAUGUCGCCCAAAGCCAACAGCCCUCGGCGCCGCAGGCGGGCCAGAACCGCGACCCGCGGCCCGGCAAGCCGGCGGCCAUGGACCCUAGCGGCAAGCCCAAACCGGCUGUGCCAACAAUCGCCGACGGCGAAUCGAGCCAGCGCCGCCCCGACGAGGGCGGCGACGAUGGCGAGCAGCCCAAGAAGAAGCCUUCCGCGGGCAAGCUGACGCUGCCGGUGACGACCGUCGUCGGCGCCGCGAAGAAGGGUGGAGGCGACAACCCCGCAGGCCAGAUAUUGGAGCAGGCCGUCACCGAGCAACGCGACCUGCUGGAAGAGUUCGGCAAGAUCGCCGACGAGUUGAACGAUGUCCUCGCCAACCUUGAGGGGAGCACCCUGAUUAAGCGGCUCAAGGCGGCGUCGCGUGUGCAGUACCAGAUCGCCGAGGGCCUGGGGACUCACCUCCCCGACUCGUUUGGUAAAACCGAGAAUAGCUUCUCCAAGGAGACGCAGGAGUCGCUCGGGGGGACCGCCAAGCAGCAGGGCGAGAACGGGGUCGCCGUCUCGUACAUCAUGGACGACCUCCACUCGUACUACGAACGGCGCCGGAUGGUCCGUUUCAAACAGGUGCUCGACGAGAUGCGCGAAAUGCAGGUCCUGCAAGGCCUUCGGCGCGUCGGCGUAGACAUCACCGAUAAGCAGGGCCUGGCGAUCGCGCAGAGCGAGUUCUGGUCCGACUCGCUCGACCGCUGGGCCGACGACCUGUUCGACCCUGCCUGCUCGGGCUCAUGCCCCGGCGGCGCGUCGCCCGAGAGCUUGCCGCCGUCAAUCGUGUUGGAGGCGAUGCGGAUUCUCGAGGCGGAGGUCGGGCUCCGCGAAGAGACCCGGGUCGCCGAGCAAUCCGAAUCGGCUGUCGAAUACGAGCAGCACGUCGAGGAAGCCAAUCGGCUGAGCAAGUCACAGGACACGCUGGACGAACGCGUCGCCGCGUUGAGCGACCGUAUCCUCGAACUCGAAGACGCCGAGAAGCACUUCGGCAAAGAGCUGAGUCUGCUCGCGGCCGUCUCUCAAGUCAUGGGCGAGGCGACCGGCAUCCUCGCCGAGCCGGAAACGGGCGACCGAGCGAUCGCCGCCGAGACCGAGGCGAUCGAGCUUCUACUGCAGUCAAAGAAGCUCAACCCGAAGGGGGGCGGCGGGGGCGGAUCGUCUCCCGGCGGCGGUGGCGGUGGCGACACCGAAACGCCCGCCAUCGCGCUGGCUGGGAGGGGCGUCAACGAGAACGAGGUGCGAGAAGAUCACCAGGUCACCCAGGUCACCGGCGAGACCGGCCGGGUGCUGCCCGAAGAGUUCCGCGUCGGCCUCGACGAGUACUUCAGCCGACUAGACGUGGGUCUCCUCGUCGCAAUGGCGUCCGUUCCGACAUUUGUCGGAGCGACGGCUGCCGAUGCGCAGUCCAUCAUUCGGGAAGUGCUCGGGAUCGACGUCGACAGGCUGCUCGCCAAGAAGGCUGAGCCCGCAGACGAGGACCAGGAAGAGGACGAGAACCCGCAAAUCAACGCCCUCAUCCAGCAGUAUCGCCCGGCCUACAAGGGCAAACUCGACGCCAGCCUCCACACGCUGCGGGAACUCUGCCAUCCCAGCCGCGAGCAACAAGAGAGGCUUCUGGAAGCAGGCGACGCCGCCCUCGACGCGGCGUUACGAGUCCACGCCAAACGGAUGCUGAAAUUGAACCAACAGAAUGGCAAUUUCGUCGUCAACGUCGGACGUUCGCGCGGUAGCAACCCGUGGACCGCGGUGCAAAUCGCCUUGAACGCGGCGGUGAGAGAUCACCUUUCUCCGGAACAGUCGAAGGUCUACUUGGAGGACCUACGCGAACGUGAGAAGUUCCGUCGCCGGGCGACUGCUAGAACCUUGGUGAGCGCCCUGGACACCCAACUCAACCUCAACCAAGAGCAGCGUGAAGCAAUCUUUGCGGCGUUGCUGGAGAAUUGGCAGGACGAAUGGGAGAACUCGGUGCGUGGGCUGAUGUACGGCGCAACGUACCUUCCCAACCUGCCGAGCAAGGCCCUGACGCCCCAUCUUAACGAGAAGCAAAUGCAGCUCUGGAGUCAGAGCCCGCACGGCAACACGAUUCAUUUCGGCGACAACGAAGGUUUCCUGGGGCACGGCAAGUUGAACAUCCCCCCCUUCGUGGUGCAGGACGAUACCGAAAGCGGUGAUGAGGCCGCCGAACCCGUGGCGGAGCACGCGGCCCUGCUGCUCUCCGCCCUUGCGACGUCGCCUACCUGGGGAGAAGACGACGGCUGGAUCGAGUUCGGGGACGCCCCGCAGCAGCAAGAGCAAGGAUGGAUGAUCCCUCCGGAGCAAUUCGACCAAUGGGUUUUCCAACAUGCGUCUAACAUCGAGGGCCAGCGCAAGGAGUUCGAGACCAAGUUGGCUCUGGCGAUCGACAACGUCAACGACGUUUGCCAACUGACGGAAGAGCAACGGUUGACGCUACGCCUCGCAGGCGAAAUAGAGAUCAACCGCUACUUCGCGAAGUACAAGCAGGUAAAGGCCUACUACAUCAAGACCAAGCCCGACCAAAACAACUUCAACGACAUCUGGCAGCUGAUCCAGCCGCUCCAGCAGAUCGCCCAGGUUGGGCUGUUCGGCGAGGACUCGGCAUUGGUGAAGGCGUCGCAAGAGAUGCUCAAGGGGGAACAACGGAGCCGCCUUCGCGAGUUGGAGAAAGAACGCCGCGACUACCGCUACCGGGCGCUCGUCGAGGCGUAUGUGAUGCUUUUCGACGACGUCGCGCCACUGAGUUCCACUCAGCGGGAGCGGCUGGUGGCUGUUUUACUCGAGAACACUUGGCCGCCAAACGUGUUCGGCACGAACGACCAGCACUACAUCAUGCACCAAUCGAGUCUCCUUUCCCGAAAGAAGAUCGAGAAAGCGGUCGACGGCCCCCUGCUCGACUUGGUUUACGACACUUUCCAAAAGGGCAAGGGGUACAAGAGCUUCUUGGAAUCCCAAGGAAUCAAGCCUUAUGCCGAGGAGGAUGAAUGA